Molecule: messenger RNA, 477 nt
Organism: Gaeumannomyces tritici R3-111a-1
Lineage: Eukaryota; Fungi; Ascomycota; Sordariomycetes; Magnaporthales; Magnaporthaceae
Exons: 2
Source: RefSeq, a predicted model, not a curated record
GAACGACAACGUAUGAGGGGAGGGUGUCUGUUGGGCGGAAUCGAGAACCAACAAUGGCUGACGCAGGUCAAGCCGUUCGCGUCCAGGAAGAAGCAGGUAAAGCAUCAAUGCGGCACACGCGUAUUCGCGGGAUCCAACGGGGUUGGCGUGCGGCCUGGAUGGGUCGAGGGUGCAGCCGCAACCCGAUUGCUUGCCCCUGGAGACCGGCAGCAGGGGUCUGAGACGUGGACCAGACAAGCAGCAUUCGCGUCGGAUUCCCGAAGCGAACUUGGCUGCCCGUGCUCUGUCUGGCCAAUCAGCGGUGGGCAGGGCGUCCGAAGGUGUCGAGGAGAUGUUGGCGUCUGGUCUUUUGACUGGAAACCGCUCACGAACAGAGCAGAAGAAGAGAAAGCAGCAAAAAAAAGAUGGGCUGCUAGAGCAGUCUGGGAAAUGCAGAGUCGAAAGCAACAAAGCCCAAGCCAGGCUGUUGGCUGGUGA